Ornithodoros turicata is the source of this 2470-nucleotide messenger RNA. Its product is annotated as organic cation transporter protein-like. Bases 205 to 2319 code for a protein of 704 amino acids. The transcript is spliced from 2 exons. Lineage: Eukaryota; Metazoa; Arthropoda; Arachnida; Ixodida; Argasidae. Gene Ontology annotation, molecular function: transmembrane transporter activity. Gene Ontology annotation, cellular component: membrane. Gene Ontology annotation, biological process: transmembrane transport. The record is from RefSeq and is a predicted model, not a curated record.
CCCACUUGGCAAUAAAAAAGUACCAACCAGCCAACUAUACGUAAAAGUAACGAAGGUGAGUGAGACUUCAUUCAGCAGGCGUUAUUUGAUUAGGUGGCGUCGGCACUGGCCAUAUGAAAAAAAAAAGAAAACGUCGCAUGAGGACAUGCACGAGUAUCCACGCGCGAAUGUGCAUCAACGGAAUCGCAUUCGUAUUGCUGAACCAUGACGGAACCAGCUUCUUCCUCUAAAGGCAAGAAAAGGCAGGGCUCCGCCACCGAAACUGCCGAUACGGACAGUGCCUCCCAAGAGACGGACACGCGGGCCACUCCCCACGUAACUGUCCGGACCUCAUCUUCAACCUUGCCUGUACCGCUACCAGCCACCCAACCCAGCGACGGCAAGUCUACUAGCCUAAAGACACCCUCUGACUCGUACAAAGGAACGUCAAAGAAAAAGGCUGCAGCCCAAAGUUGGACUGAGGGUUUUACACUUGGCAAUCCGGUCAAUUCCGGCAAAGCUGUGCCUGAUGACUCGCCGUCGGCGCUGUCCACAGACACCAUCGAUACCGCUUCGGACUUCACCUUUGUCUACGGUCACGGCAAGUUCCAACGCAUGAUUCUCUUCUGCAGUCUCGCAGCCCAAUUCUCCCUGCUCUGUCACAACCUGUCUUACGCGAUGACGACGCCCUACAUAGACCACUGGUGCAGCCCGUCGGAAGAAUUCUCUCAUCUCUCCGCUGCAGACUGGAAGAAUAUAGCCAUACCGUGGAAAGGCGGCACGUACAGUCAGUGCAAGCAGUACGACCCUCCGCUAACCAUCUUCUCGAUGAAUAGGACACAAGUCGAUUGUCAGGCAUGGGAUUUUGACACCUCUUCCGAAGGAAAUUCCAUCGUGAGUCAAUGGAGCCUCGUUUGCCAUAGAAAGUACCUGGCUUCUUGGGCUGCAAUUGUUUACAUGUCAGGUGCUAUUAUGGCUUUGCCGGUAAUGGGCCAGUUGGCAGAUCGUAUCGGCCGCAGACCAGUGAUAUGUCUCGCUGUGUUCGUGCUCCUGUCGGCCGGAAUGGCCGUGUGCUUUGCAUCGACCUUCCUGACAUUCGUGCUCCUGCGAUUCUUGGUAGGUGCGUCGGCGAGCACACUUCAGAUCGCGACGUACGUGCUACUCUUCGAAGUAUCAACGCCGGCACAUCGGUGCUUGCAUUGCGUCCUGGUCCUCUCUGUGACGUUGACAACAGUUCCCUUAUACCUGGCGGUAUUGGAGCUGUUCAUACAUAAAUGGGUUUUCAUACAGGUUGGCAUCAUGAUACCAACCGCAUUGCUCGUCUGCUGCUUCUUCAUUGUCGUCGAAUCUCCGCGUUGGCUUCUCACCAAAUGCGAGGCGAAGCGAGCCGAGAAAGUCAUGUUAUGGGCUGCCAAGUUAAACGGCGUUGACGUGUCCAGCACUGUGCAGCGACUGCAGAGACUGACCGCAGCAGACGCCAACCGGAAGGAUGAUAUUAUCUGUGGGAACUUCCUGGACUUGCUGAAGUCACCAAUCUUCCGAAGACGCUGCGCCGCUCUCUUUUCUUGUUGGUUCGCCGUCAUCCUGGCCUACUAUGAACUGGUGCUCGGUGGCUACAGCAGGUACAGCAUAUCGAUUCGCGUCGCAGCCGUAUUGGUUCACGUGGCUGGCUACGUACUCGUAUACCAGUCUAUGUGUAAGCACGGCAGAAGGCCGACACUUGCCGGCCUUCUGCUCUUGUUUGCUGCGCUACUUGUGGGCUUCACAAUGGCAACCGAGUUUCCCGAAUCUCGAAUCGGGUUUGUGAUGGCCGCACAGUGCAUACUAGACUGGGCAAUAUGUCUCGUGUAUGUCUAUAGCGUGGAAUUGUUUCCCACGGUGGUACGAAGUGUCGGAGUCUGUGCAGCUUACUUCUGCGGGCGCCUCGGUGCCAUGAUUGCGCCUUUGAUAAAAGACAUCGGGGAUGUUACAGAUCCCGCCAUAUCCAUUGGCGUGAUCAGCGCGUUGGCGAUGUUGGGUGCGGUAUCUGUGCUUCAUCUUCCGGAGACCCAGUCCUUGUGGAUUGUAGACACGCUUAAACAAGCAGAAGCCAGCGAUUAUGCUUCGAGAAAGCUGCCAAGAAUGUCAAAGGCGAUUCUCAAGAAGAAGAAAGUGCCUGAAGUCACAGUCUAUCAGAGUCAGAGGCCAGUAAAGGGACUGAUCCUUCCACCAGAUAUUACGAGACUAACGGAUAUAUUUUCUGGCACGCCGUCAAGCACACGGGGUGAUUCUGGGGAACUACCUAAACCGUCGACGGACUCGUCGGGAAGACGGGACAAUCGAGUGACAGAUGGUCGAUAGACUGCUUCUAGAAGUGAGGUCUAAUACUGAAAGAAAUUGUAUUUUGUACAGAGGAGUGAAUUUGUACAGAAGUUUGUGCUGCCCGUCGCAGAACGCCACAAUUGCGUUUCGAUGAUGGAAUAUGAUUAGUAAAUUUUAACGCGCAACCUCA